AUGCCAACUCAAAGUGGUCUGAUCAAUACGACGCCCCUUGCGAUUCAGUACGACCGAGUGUUGCAAGACCCAUAUGAGGAUUCUACAAUUGGCCUUUGGGAUAGUCUUCUCAAUGUGUACUUUGAUGCAAAUAGCUGGAUUGUGACUCCUCAAAAGCCCCAGGAAACAAACACUAGGCCGAACUUUGUUAUUGAAAGGCUCUGGGAAAAUAAUACAUUCAUUAAAGUGAUUGUUGUUGAAGCAAAGCCUCAACAGCAAACUAUGGAGCAGGAUCAUCAGACAGAUGAGCAACUACUCAGUUACUCUCUGAAUGCUCUUCAUACAGGUCAGCAAAAGGGUCAAAGAAAGAUAUAUGCUCUGCGGGUGGUUGAUUACAUGGACUCAAAGCAACAUGCGGCGGCAAUUGUACAAAUCUUCGAUACUAUUAAGGCUGCUGAUGUUUUAGUACCAUGA
Molecule: messenger RNA, 453 nt
Organism: Histoplasma capsulatum G186AR
Lineage: Eukaryota; Fungi; Ascomycota; Eurotiomycetes; Onygenales; Ajellomycetaceae
Exons: 2
Coding region: 1-453 (150 amino acids)
Source: RefSeq, a predicted model, not a curated record